Aplysia californica (California sea hare) is the source of this 1054-nucleotide messenger RNA. RefSeq lists its product as uncharacterized. Gene Ontology annotation, molecular function: cysteine-type endopeptidase inhibitor activity. NCBI's taxonomy places the organism in Eukaryota, Metazoa, Mollusca, Gastropoda, Aplysiida, Aplysiidae. The record is from RefSeq and is a predicted model, not a curated record.
AGGCCCGCGUGUGGUUUGUUUAUGCACUAAGGAUCGCAUAACUACUUAAUUCCUUCCUUCAAACACUUUGUGAGAAAGAGAAAACAACAACUAUACAGCCAACAUGAAGCUCAUCUUCGUCGGCUGUAUAAUCCUGCCGCUCAUAUCCGGCGCCAUGUUGGCAGGAGGUAUCAACAACGACUACACGACCUCCUUGGAUGACCCCAACGUCAAGUUCGCCGUGGACGGCAUCAACAGCUACUACAAGGGUCUCGGUGACAGCACCUCCCGCACUGCCGUACGCCUCGUCUCCGCCUCUUCACAGGUGGUCUCCGGAAUUCUCUACAGGUACACCAUCGAGCUCACGAACGGAGAAAAUGACGCACCUUCAGCCCGGUCUUUGCUCGGAGCACUACAAGUGGUGUCAAUAACUGAUGAAGAUGUCCAGGAUGCCCUGGGCGCCCUGGAGCAGCGGCAAACUGCCCAGUCCAACGGUCUGGUCUACCUCAAGGCUGUCUCCGCAAAGAAGAUCACGAAGCAGGUGGUGAACGGCCUCCUGUUCACCGUGACCGACGUAACUUUCUACGGCUCCUCUUGCUCCAGAACCCCUACCGACAGGACGACAUGCUCUGUGGCCGCUGAUGCUUCCUUGGUGCAGACCUGCUCUGCCAACAUUUGGUACAGUGACCGAAAUACGCCAAACUAUAAGAUCUCCAAUGUGGUCUGCCAUGUACCAGCACCAGCAGUAGCCCAGGACGCGCCAUCUGCCCGCGCUGCCAUGCCCGGCGGCCCAGAGAAGGUCUCAAUGAACGACGAGCAGACUCAGAUGGCCGUGUCUGAGCUGGAGAAACGGGUCAACGCCCAGUGUAACUGUCUGAUGUACCUCAAGGCCAAGGAGGGAGAGGUCACCAAGCAGGGUGUCCAGACAACCCGUUCCCUUUUGGGAGGAGACGAGACCGUGUCCUUUAAUGACGACGAUGUUCAGAAAGCCUUCCAGGUCGUGGCCGAGAAAGUCAACUCUGAAAAAGGCAAAGAAAUCUUCCUUAAGGGAGCCUCUGCCCAGGUCACCAAGCAG